Messenger RNA from Penicillium oxalicum, 636 nucleotides. RefSeq lists its product as uncharacterized. The record is from RefSeq and is a predicted model, not a curated record. Lineage: Eukaryota; Fungi; Ascomycota; Eurotiomycetes; Eurotiales; Aspergillaceae. Bases 1 to 636 code for a protein of 211 amino acids. The transcript has a single exon.
AUGCUUUAUGGCCCUCCUACCACCACCCUCUCUUCACCACCACCCUCUCUUCACCACCACCCUCUCUUCACCACCACCCUCUCUUCACCACCACCCUCUCUUCACCACCACCCUCUCUUCACCACCACCCUCUCUUCACCACCACCCUCUCUUCACCACCACCCUCUCUUCACCACCACCCUCUCUUCACCACCACCCUCUCUUCACCACCACCCUCUCUUCACCACCACCCUCUCUUCACCACCACCCUCUCUUCACCACCACCCUCUCUUCACCACCACCCUCUCUUCACCACCACCCUCUCUUCACCACCACCCUCUCUUCACCACCACCCUCUCUUCACCACCACCCUCUCUUCACCACCACCCUCUCUUCACCACCACCCUCUCUUCACCACCACCCUCUCUUCACCACCACCCUCUCUUCACCACCACCCUCUCUUCACCACCACCCUCUCUUCACCACCACCCUCUCUUCACCACCACCCUCUCUUCACCACCACCCUCUCUUCACCACCACCCUCUCUUCACCACCACCCUCUCUUCACCACCACCCUCUCUUCACCACCACCCUCUCUUCACCACCACCCUCUCUUCACCACCACCCUCUCUUCACCACCACCCUCCAGGAUUAUAG